UCUUGCUUCGAAGGCCAGUGGACGAUGUGCACUGGGUGAGGCACGUUUGCAGUUCUCUGCUGUCACCGUUCAAUUGUUCGUGAUUGUUGUUUUGGGGGUCAAGGUCAGGGAAGGUCAAGCGUUUCACGUGAUUUGAAAACUCAAUUACGCAAGAUGUUGCGGAUUAUUGUUAUAUUGUCCUUCAUGGGGAGUUCCCUGGCGUUAUUACCGACAUUUGGAAUUUGUCCGGAAGUGGAAACCAUCGAACGUCUCAACAUGACUGCGUUCAUGGGGAAGUGGUAUGAAGCCGAGAGGUACUUUUCCAUCUUUGAGAUCGGGGCCAAGUGUGGAAUAUUUAAUUACUCCACAGGGGAUAAUGGAUCUUUGAGGAUUGUUACAUCUCAGACUUCGGUUUUGACAGGAAUUGAGUCGACCCUUGAAGGAAUUGCUCGUCCAAUUGGUCGAGCUGAUGAUCCAAAACUCACGGUAGCCUAUCCAUCACUUCCAAUUCAGUACCCAACACCUCAAUGGGUUCUCGGGACAGAUUAUGAUUCGUAUGCAGUUCUCUGGAGUUGCACAAAUAUGGGAGUUUUCAGUAUGAAAAGUGCUUGGGUACUGACUAGAGAUCGCCAACCCCCGGUGCCAGUGGUGGAAAAAGCCUAUCAGAUCCUCGACAAAAAUCACAUCAGCCGAGCAUUUUUUUACAGAACAGACCAGAAGAAUUGUCCAACUAAACGCAACUAGUGCAUCUUGUGAUAGAUAAAUAUUUUCAUGUACUUAUUUAUUUAAUACUCAUCCCAUUUCACUCUGUUAUUCAAUUUUUUGUC
Molecule: messenger RNA, 806 nt
Organism: Fopius arisanus
Lineage: Eukaryota; Metazoa; Arthropoda; Insecta; Hymenoptera; Braconidae
Product: apolipoprotein D
Exons: 5
Coding region: 154-723 (189 amino acids)
Biological process (GO): response to reactive oxygen species; lipid metabolic process
Cellular component (GO): cytoplasm
Molecular function (GO): pigment binding
Source: RefSeq, a predicted model, not a curated record